AAAAUGAUGUGUUUGGAGCAAAAUACAUAGUGUCGGCAAAUUCACCCAAUUAGGAAGCGAUUGUACAAAAUCAGAUCGCGUUUAGUUAACGUUAGCAGAUAUCAAAGACUAUAUAGAGGGGACUAUCUUUAAAAUAUAAUUUAACUCAAACGGCAUCCUGCUAGAUUAAGUUCAAAGUAUAAAUAGACCCCAACUUAACUUCAUUAAUUACUACUUGUAUAUUUAAUAUUUAUUUAAACCUAAUUUCAUCAGGAUAUUUUAAACGCUCAAGAUGACAGCUUCAAAAGUAGAUCCAGAAGAAUAUGAGUUAUUACAUUUAACAGAUUAUGAAUUAAUCAAAUUCACCAGACAACAAAACUCCGCUGCUUGGAAGGGGAGAUUGACAGCAGAUGACUAUAUAAUCAGAGAUUUGGUCUUAGGAAAAUCCAAAAUGAUAGCCACCAAGCCUAAUGGAUUAUUUGUUUUCAUGUUAAGAAGAAUUAGCGAUAAGAAGCCAGUCUCAUCUAUUGAAUUAUUGAUCCGUACAGGUUGGAGGUUUGACUUUGAAAAUGGAGAAGUUGUGGAAAAAGAAGUAUCAACUGGAUGUAUUGGAGGUGUAUUUACUUAUCCAGAAUACAGGGGUCAAGGUUUAGCUAGAAUUAUGGUUGAUAAAAUGAUGAAGAUUGCCAAAUCAGAAAUAAUAGGCGAAGAUGGAUUUACAUUUCUUUAUUCUGAAGUUGGUGAAUACUACGUUAAGAAUGGAUUUAAGUCGUUUGAAAUCCCAUUAGUACUGAUACCAUUAGUAGAUGCUAAGCCUGUCGAGGGUAUUGAUGAAAAAUUUGAAUUAAUUCCAUAUCAUAAAUUCAAACCUUAUUUAUCUAUUCACAAUAAACAAUUAAAAGCAGAAAUUAUUGAAAAAGUUAAACAAGAUCAUUUAUCAAGGGUCACAUUAGUACCAACUUCAGACUUAGUUGAUUGGUUCCAUUUAAGAAGUAAGUAUAUCAGUUAUAAGCUUUUCCACGAAAAGAAACAUACUGAACCAAUUGAUUUUGUGAAUGAUACGUAUGAGCAGAUUGCGGAAAAAUUUGAAAGAUCUGAACCACAUAAAUUUGGUCUUAAAUUGUUGAACAACGACAAUGAUUUAGUUGGUUAUAUUAUCUGGACUUAUGAUUGGAUUAACGAUACUGAAAAUUAUGCUACUGUAUUAAAGAUCGUUGUCGUUGAUGGUAAUGAUAAAGAAACAGCUUCUUUGAAAUUAUUGAGUUUGUUAAAGAACCACUUAUUAAAGAACGAAGAUAACGUAGGUCAAACUACUGUCAAGAUCAGUGUUUGGGAAUCAGAAGUCAGUGAAAAGAAUAAGAAGAUCUUAGUAUCUAAAUGGAAAUCUAAGGCUGGUCUUGAGAAUAGUUCAAGAUCUGCUAUUUUAAUUAAUAAUAAAGUUGACGACGACAAGUUACAAUCGGGUGAUUUAAUCUGGGAAGGUAAUGAUAAAUUAUCUUGGUUUUAAUAAACAGAUAUAACUUUCAUAGUCUACAUCAAAUCAUUAAAUAUGAUUCAAGAUUGAUUUU
Molecule: messenger RNA, 1547 nt
Organism: Scheffersomyces coipomensis
Lineage: Eukaryota; Fungi; Ascomycota; Pichiomycetes; Serinales; Debaryomycetaceae
Exons: 1
Coding region: 272-1486 (404 amino acids)
Molecular function (GO): acyltransferase activity, transferring groups other than amino-acyl groups
Source: RefSeq, a predicted model, not a curated record